Molecule: messenger RNA, 315 nt
Organism: Mesorhabditis spiculigera
Lineage: Eukaryota; Metazoa; Nematoda; Chromadorea; Rhabditida; Rhabditidae
Source: the annotation of a GenBank genome assembly
UAUCCGUUGCUGCCCGACGGCCCUGAGUCGGACCAAGCGAAAAUCCACAUACUUUAUCGGCGCCCUGACGAGCAUUGCUGGGUCUCGUUGUACAAUCCAGGAGCAGGAGAGCUGUUCCAAAGUUGCAUGCAGAUCUUUGACGCUGGUUAUCAGUCCGACAAGCGCCACAUCGCGCUGCACGACCGAUUUGGGCUCAAGGAAGUCAUGCAGCUUUUUGAAAGUGAUGCGAUGGCGUACGGGCCGCAAGCGUUGCACAUCAUUCGCCGAUGUCCAUGUCGCGAUCCACGACGAAGUAAGAAAAAAGGCUUUCUCGAU